CAGAAUGGACAUCAAUGUAAAUAUGAUUUAAACAUUAAUGCAUGUUAUGAAUUUAAAAUUAUUGUAUAUUUUUGUUCUUCAAACAAUUAUUUUUUGACCUUAUGCCCCUGUUUAUUAAAUCCUUCCGUAAUUGUAAUUUAAAAUGAAUUAUCACCAACCUUUCUAAACCCAAAAUUGACUGUAUAUUUAAGAUUGACAAUAUUGUCAUUGCAAAAAAAGUCUUUGCUUUUCGACACCAUAUUAUCCACAUACCGUUGUCUAUAUUGAUUGUUAAUCAAAAUUUGCAAAAUAAUUUGACCCUUGAUCCACGAAUUAUUAUUAUUAACAAGCUAAAAAUGCCAAAGCAAUGUUUGGUGAGAUCCUGUCCAAAUAAAAGUGGAUCAUCUGAACAUACUUUGUUCAAAAUUCCUGAUGACAUCAAUAGACGCACAGCCUGGUUUGAAGCUGUCGCGUCACAAUUGCCUAAAGGUUCAACCAUAGAAGAUUUAAACAAAAAAUUUGUCUGUGAUGCUCAUUUCGCUCCGUUUAUGUAUCAUAUUUCUGGAAACAGACGAAAGCGGCUUUUUUGUAAUGCUAUUCCUCAAAUCAUUGAACCUGAAACUCCGGACACGAAUAAUUUAUUACCAGAUCCUCAAGACACGAAUACUUUACUACCAGCUCCUCAAAACACGAAUAAUUUAUUGCCAGCUCCUCGGAACCCGAAUAUUCCAUUAUUGGCCGCCAAUCAACGAUCAAAAGCAUGCCAAGUGUAUAGUGAGAGAGAAAUUGUUCAGUUAAAGAAAAAAAUACUUAGUCUAGAGAAUAAAAUCAGAAAACUCAAAUUAGAUCCGCCAUCAUCUCUAAUCUACAAAAAUCGACAUAAAUUAGCACAAUAUGUUUCAAAUGAAGCCUGGGUUCUUUUUGACUGUGCUAUACAAAAUCAGCAACGUGUAACACAUGGUUUCCGUCACAGUUACGAGGUUAAAAGGUUAAGUGCGUCCCUUGCAAAUACAUGUCGAAACAAUAGAGUGGUUUAUAAGACUCUUAAAUCAAUAUUUUCUUUGCCUAGUUAUCGAACUCUUGGUAGAUUUGAAGCUGAAAUCGGUAUGAAACUGAUUAAUGGUGCCGAUGCUUUGACCAUCCCAACUAGCAACUCUAGCAUACAUAGUAUGCGAAUUGAGUGUACAAACACAAGUAAUAUGAGUACUGAGGAUAUGAAUAUCGAGAGUAUAAGUGAUGACAGCAAUUACAUGCAAAAUGCACUUGUCGAAGUUAUUCCUUCCCCAAUAAUUUUUGAUUAAGCACAAAAUUUAUUCUGAAUACUGGUUAUGUUCUUCUCUGUUAAUUUGAUUAUUAUUUCGAUCUAACGUAUUUUCAAAAAUUGUUUUUUUUGUAAAUGGAAUUUAAUUUGAUAGUUAAUUUAACAAAAUAUAAAAUACUAAUCUAUUGUAAAUAAAUUAAAUGAUUG
Tetranychus urticae (two-spotted spider mite) is the source of this 1447-nucleotide messenger RNA. RefSeq lists its product as uncharacterized. The record is from RefSeq and is a predicted model, not a curated record. Lineage: Eukaryota; Metazoa; Arthropoda; Arachnida; Trombidiformes; Tetranychidae.